AUGAAAACGAAAAGGGCCUCGUUCGUAGCUAUCUGCGCAUGGUUCCUUAUCGAGACGUAUUCCUCUGUAAGAAAGAAAAGAAUUCCCAGCAUCCUCUAUUAUCCAACAGACAAACGCACGCGUGAGGUUAAAAUUGUUCCAAGGAGGAAUAAAUUUGUGAAGAUAAAAUAUCCAGACGAGGGUUCGUCUCCUCAGGAUAGACGACCUCCCUACCUUUUUCUCAACAGAAAUGUCAUUACUUACGUGCAGUUAGGAGGACCACGAAAGAGGCGUCAAUCUAAUGGUGGUGCAUCGUUGCGGGGCACCAAGUUGUGUGUGAGGAGGAGGAAGAACGUAGACAAUACCGCUGAACAACCGGGAAGCACAGAAAAGGAUGAAGUAGUGGAGGAAAAAGUAAAGACCCGUCGGGGAAGGAAAAAAAAGGAGGAAAGCCUCCCAUUGGAGAAUGAAAGCGGUGGUGCAGCGAGUGAGGACACAUCGACCGAUUUAGGGGCAGUGGAGGGGGGGGAGCAAGUGAAGGGCGCUAAAGGGCAAGCAAAGGGGGAAAGAAAAAAGGGCGAAAAAAGGAACACAAAAAAGGGUACCAAAGAGGUCGCUAAAAGGGGUUCCAGAAAGAUCGCUAAGAGGGGCACAAAGGGGGGAGAAGACCCGCAGGAAGGACCCCUUCACGGAAUCUCCACCCCGGAGGAAUCCAGUGAAGACCAGUUUGAAGACAACGAGGCGGUCGAAUAUUUUCCGGACGAGUUUGCCAUGGAAGAUGAAAAAGGGGAAAAUGCACCGAGGGAGAAUAAGGGACGCAGGAGGGGAAGUAAAAAGGGGGGAAAAUCAAUCGACACGAAAGAGGAAGAAAAGGGAGACAAAUCGGAGGACGAUCUUUCCCCAGAGCAGCAGGAGGAUCCCCUGGCCGAGCAGGAAAAACUGGAGAGGGAACGCAAAAUCGAGUUCAUCAAAAGGGUAGAGUUCAUGCUCGAGGAAGACGAAAAAAAUGAAAAGCUGUACGAAGAGAGAAAAAACAUUGAAAAGAUGCGAUUUGGUGAGAAGCCCCCCCCAGGAAGCCAAGAAUUCAUGGAUACAAUUUUAAAAAAUGUGCACACAGAGAAGCCGACCGAUGUACCAAAUUCGACAACGCAAAGGGAGAAAUACGAUCUGAGGAAGAAACACCUUUUUUACGAACUGCUCCGAAUUAGCAACUCCAACAGUUUCCACACACAAAAAAUAUACACCCACAAAGAUUUAAUAUAUGGAAUGAAGUACAGAAAGUUGGGAGAAAGCAACCUAUGCGUAAGUGAACUUUGUGUAGGCACCAACAUGUACGAAAAUGAAAACUUCAUCAGCAAAGACGAUGUGAAUGUGCUACUAAACAUGGCAUUUUACGAAUACGGAAUAAAUUUUUUUGAUAUUUGUGAAUAUGACCCAUUUCCACAUGACCCCGUCAGCUACAAAAAAGGGAAAAAUAAAAAUAUGAAUUUAUUCCUCAAAGAUAAGAAGAGAGAAAACAUUAUCAUAAAUUUACGAAUGUGUUCCUCAAGAAAUGUGGACAAAAUUUCCAAUGGAGAAUAUUACCUAAGUUGGAUUAUGGAAGGUCUGAAGGAUGACACUCCUACCUUUUACAACAUAGAAGAAAGGCUAGAUAAAAUUUUAAAAAAUUUAAAUACCAAUUAUGUGGACAUUUUAACCAUUGAUAUGCCUGAGCGGUACAUACCAAAUGGUGCAAAAGGGGAAGACACUUACAUAUGGGGGUUUGAAAAUUUAAAUUCCUCAGAAGAUACACAAAAUGGAAAAAACGUAAUGUCGAUAGAAGAACAAUUUGACAUUUUAGAGAAGUUAAUUCUCAAAGGGAAGGUACGACAUAUUGCCGUUUCGAACGAAUCCGUUUGGGGAAUUUACCAGUGGUGUAGUUUGGCAAAAAAAAAAAAAAAAAAAUUUAUGAAAAUUGUGUGUGCACAGAAUUUGUACAAUUUGUUACACAGAAAUGAGGUGGAGUCAUCCGGAUUCGUAGAAAUGAUUUUGCGAGAAAAUUUUAAUGUACCGUUUGUUCCUUAUGGGUUGCUAGCUGGGGGAAUACUAACAGGGAAGUAUUUAGACCCGGAGAGGUAUCACACUAUGGGUCCGGAAACCGUCCUGGGAGAUGACCAGCUCGAUCACGACUUGGAUGACUCUAGAGGGAAUAAAGCCGAAGAUUACGGAUAUUUAUCUUACGGCCCAAGGAAUGGUCGAUGCAAUAAGUACCCCUAUCUGUACAAAUCACAUAGGUGUGUGUGGUCUCAAGACGCGACAGCCGAAUACAUGAAGUUAGCUAGAUCACACGGCAUGUCCCUAGCCCAGCUAAGUUUAAGCUUCGUUUAUAGUAGACCAUUUGUUGCUUCCUCCAUAAUUGGCCCCAGAACGAUUGGCCAGUUGAAGGAUUCUGUCCUUGCGCUUAACUAUCCCAUGUAUCAACACACAGAGUGGGACUUGCACGAAAUUUUCCUCCGAUUUAGAGGGUGCACCAUGGAUGGAAAUACAAUUCUUAAUAGUCUUAAGGACCCAAACAAAACUAGCCAAACUGCUUUCUACAAAAGUGCAAACAUCCCUAUACUGAGUGGAGGCACCCAUUGGAAUAAUUACCCCCUCCCAUUUUUUAACAAAAGGUAUGAGUACACUGAUAUGCAAGAAGAACACGAUCGGAUGAAGUCCACCUUCGGAUUGAAUGAUGAACCAAAUGACGCAAACUUUAUCAGUUCCCGCAUAUGGGUUGAAAGGGAGAAGAAAAAAGGAGAAUACUUUGCCCUAAAAGAAAGCAAAAUAUUCGAGUGGGAUAAGUACAAAAUAUACAAAGGAGUAAUGACCAAAUUAAGUAACAAAGAAAAGUACCUCUAUGAUACAUCGGACUUCCAUUUCUACUUUAAGGGUAACAAAAUUUCGGUGGUCCCUACCGAUGAGGAAAUUUCCAACUUUUAUGAAAACCGGGAAAAAAUGAAAAAAGUCAUCAGCCAAACCAUAAAUGAUUGUCAAGAGCUGUUUCAGUAUCAAGAACAGUUAGGCCAGGAAAUGCCCGACAUUUUUAACAACCUAAACAUCGACCUGAUUUAUAAACAGCUGCUGAACAGGCACAACAUUAACCCUUUGGAUAAGGACGAACUGAAUUCCAUAUACCAGUAUAUCAAAUUAACUCCUGAGGAGUUAAAGACGGAAGAUUUCUGGUACAUUUACAAGUACAACCCGCUCGACACGUCCUUUGCCUUCCGCACGGGAACCGAGCCGUGA
Molecule: messenger RNA, 3246 nt
Organism: Plasmodium coatneyi
Lineage: Eukaryota; Apicomplexa; Aconoidasida; Haemosporida; Plasmodiidae
Exons: 1
Coding region: 1-3246 (1081 amino acids)
Source: RefSeq, a predicted model, not a curated record